Molecule: messenger RNA, 911 nt
Organism: Arachis duranensis
Lineage: Eukaryota; Viridiplantae; Streptophyta; Magnoliopsida; Fabales; Fabaceae
Exons: 4
Coding region: 119-712 (197 amino acids)
Source: RefSeq, a predicted model, not a curated record
UACAAAAUAAAGCUGAAAGUUGUAUUAUUUAUGAUUUAUGAAAAUGAUUUUUGCAGUAGUUAUUAACUAAUUAUCGACCUCCACCGUCCCUCUGCUCUGCGACUGUGAUUCACCUAAAAUGUUCGCCAAGAGACUCAUCUCCUUCCUUAGGUCCUCUCCAAAAUCUCAGCUUUCAAGUUCCACAAAGAAUGUGGAUGAAGGCAAGAGCAAAUAUUUCGGUCGCAAGGCAGUGUCGUUUGUUUUGAUUACUGUUACGGGUGGUGUUGCUCUAAGUGCCCUUGAUGAUCUUGCCAUCUAUCAUGGCUGUAGCAGCAAGGCCAUGGAGCAAGUGAGCAAGAACCAGGCAUUAGUAGAUGCUAUUGGAGAACCAAUAGUUAAAGGUCCAUGGUACAAUGCAUCUCUGGCGGUAGCUCAUAAGAGGCAUUCUGUGUCUUGCUCAUUUCCUGUUUCUGGACCACAAGGCACAGGUAUCUUACAGCUAAAGGCAGUUCGAAAUGGAGAGGACACUUGGUCUUCCUUUUUUCUUCCCCGAGAUUGGGACAUUUUAAUCAUGGAUGCCCUCCUUCAUUUACCUGGGAAUGAUGAAAGGAAUAGAACGAUGCGGAUUAAUCUCUCUGACAAGUUGGCUUCUUCUUGUACUGCUGCUGCUUGCACUGCAUGCGUACCUUCUCCAUCACAAAAUUCAAAGGCUAAAUUGAGUACCACUCAAUGAUAAUAAGUGUAUGUAGCAAAAUUUAAUUCAGUUACAUACUGCGUUUAUGUUUCAAACAAUUUGUUUAGUUGAGGCUGGGAGGAUGUCAAUAUUUGUUUUUACAGAAUAAAAUUUCGGAAUUUUUGUUUGGUGUAACAUACUGUAAUAUUAUUUACCAUUUUAUUUCACUAGAAAAUAAAUGAUGACUUUUGAGAUGAAA